AUGGCGGCAAAUCAACCUAGCUAUCUCCUCGCCCCCAAUUGGGAUUUCCCGCCUGACCGAGAUGUCAGGUUGGGCAACAUCAUCAAAGAUCCAAAAUUGCCUGGUUGUUCGUUAAACUCAGAGUCGCGUAUCGACCCGAAUCAGGAUUCUGAGAGUCCGCACGCAGUUACUACCACGAAGAAACAAUCAUGGAGUCUCACCCGACACAACCUGCUGUCGCUCAAUGCCGGCCUUCAAACCUCAUUUCUAGCCCCUCUGAUAGGCUUUGGAGGCGAUGUCGCCGGCAGAGCCUUUCGUGAUGAUGGGGCAAGGUUCAAGUGUCAAACACUCGAGACGCAAUACUUCAACCCCAGCGACCGAUAUAUCGCAGAGAGCCUGUCUGCCAAGACGGUGAAAGCGUAUACGAAAAAGUACUGGUGGAAAUCGAUCUACAUGAUCACCGGCGUCAAGAUUGCGCACGGCGCCAGCAUAGAAACGUUUAGAAAUACAGGCUCCGGUGCCGACGUUGCUGUCACCACGGAUUUAACGCCGUCCACAGCAGUCUCUGUUGAGGAAAAGCCGCACUUCAGUUCGGAAACAAUGCAUGAACACCACAUCGUGUUCGAUGUGUGUGAGGAGCCGUUCAUUAUCGGGUACCAACUCCUCAAGAUCAAGCCCAAAUCCGACGGCAAAUACGCAGACAAACCAUUCAAUAAGUUCGCACUACUGAGCGACGAGCAAAUUGAAGAUGCUACGAGCAAAGAGGCGGUGGAGCUUCUGCAUCAGGUGUAUGAUAUUGGCAACGUCGAAGGUCAGGAUGAUAUCGACGGAGAGACUACUGAGAUUUGGAGCCAAAUGCGCGUCGGUGUGCUGAACUGUUUCUGGCUCCUAUCGCCCAGAAAGAUCCGUCACCCAUCAUUUGUACUCACUGGGACUUGUUCACUACAGGCUUUGGGAAUUAGGGGCGCCGAGACAAACCCACCUGUACGGUUUUUGUGUAGCCAGCUGUUCAUGGAUGACAAGUCCUGCUACUUUUGUUACUACAAAGUACGCAUAUAUUUUGAGGUAGUCAUUCUUUCCCGACUCCUAACGAUAUCGACUUCCUCCUCGGCAUAUGUGGAGAAACCAUCCCUGCCGCCCGGUGCAAAUAUGAAGAGAUUCCGGUCCAUAUUCUCAAAAGCCACCAAACUAAACUUCUUGCGCUGCGAGAGCGAUCUUUCCAAAUAUGAAAAGCUUAUGGAGCGCAGUGCGUCCGGCCAACCAGAAAGAGUCGACUGGGAGAUAACUGAAAAGCGGAGGAAUUUCUCCAAUAUCAACUGGGAGGAAACGGAAGCCCUGCAGGACGGGCCAGAGGUCUCCCCUACUGAUGACGAAUAUUGCUUGACGAUGAAGGAUGUUCAUCCCGCUUGUGAUACAUCAGACGCUCAAGAGGCUAUUAGGCGGUUCUAUGACACUCUUUGUGAUCACUGGCCUUUCCAUUGCGGGGAUACCCAUCGUUCAAUGCUUAGGUUGGUCGGCCAUAGACAAUACAUAAGCGAGGAUGGUAGAGCUGCCCACACAUUCGAGUUUGACACAUUAUCAUCAAGCCACAACCGUCACUGGGGCCGCAUCAAGUUUUUGGCAGAGGUACCACAACGUCGUAGGAAAGUCGCAUUCGAGGGCAUUGCCGACCAGGAGAACCCAAACAGACCUACUCCUGUGGAUCUCUGCCAAACGAUCGAACGGUCUGCAAGGGAAAAAAUGUGCUAUUUCGUCAACUUCGGCUGUGGCCAGUCCUCAAAGCUGCCAGGCCAUCUGCCGAUCAUACUUCGCGAGCCCCUAAUCGGGCUGGGAAACCUCCUUCAAGCAGGAGAUGCUGACCAGGUAACUUGCGGAUACCAACUUAGUCUGCGGGAAAAGGCCUUGGUAGCCGUGAUAUUCGCAUCCACCCUGCUCCAGCUCAGCAAAGGAGCCUGGGGGAAGGGAGCACUUGACGAGGGGCCUUGGCUGCAGAGGAAUUGGACCGAGAACGGAAUACAAUUCUUAUUGAAUAUCGAUAACAAGCCGAUAUUGGACGAAGCCUAUCUUCCAAUAAUUUUCAACGGCCCACCCGACGGUAGUACGUUUAACUGCUCGACAUCCAGCUUUCUCGCGUUGGCCAUCACCCUUCUUCAACUAUCAAACUCUGAAGUCGUUCAGAAGUUUAAUGCGAUUCGCAAGGAAAUCCUACAACUUGAAGAAAUUAAAGAAACGGAAAAUGAUCAAAUAGAUCGGUGGGCUCUCCAUCACCUUAUGACUGUCGACACGUUUACUGCGCUCGUAGACGACCAAUAUCAAAAAGCCAUUAAAGCUUGCAUUUCGGGCAAGCUUGCUACUGAUAUAGGACAAGUAGAAGAGGGUAUAGUUCAGGAAUGCUUCGAGCAGGAGGUUAUCUUACCCCUGAAAAACUAUCUGGAGAAGAUGAUGGGUCCAGAACAGGCGAUGGCAUCUAUGAGGAGGAACCUGGUAUCUCAAACAAAGCAUUCGCGACAGUUCCAGGAAGGGAACUGGUGUUGUUCAUCUGACAAGAGUGACGAUGAGGGUCGUCACUCGAUAGAUGAAGAGAAUGCCAAAUAUGCCAAGCAAUGGUUCCAUAUGUUCGAAGCCAAAGUUUAUGAGCUCGUGAAGCUGCAACCUGAAGACGAUGUGAGGGGUACAUCUUCGCCUGCUCGUAUUAAAAUCGCCAUACUUGACACGGGAAUACAAUUCCCGCGAGAGGCUUUCGACCUCUUCGGUGACCAGAUCAUUGAGUACAAAAGCUGGAUCCAAUGUAACGAAGAUCGAAGCGAGCUGGACGGGGGACACGGGGACUUGGAUGGCCAUGGCACUCAUUGCGCUUCAGUGCUGCUCAAUGUUGCGAAAAAUGCGCACAUAUAUGUCGCCAGAGUUUUCCGGGCGCGAACAGAACGUAACAUGGAUGACAAUGCAACCAAUAAAGCCAUAGCCGAGGCACUUUCAUACGCCAUUGAUAAAUGGCAAGUCGAUAUUAUUACAAUGUCAUUUGGUCGCCCUGACAGGGUAGAAUGCAUCAAUUCCCAGAUUCAGCGAGCUCGGGAUAGAGGUAUUCUCAUGGUAUCAGCAGCAUCUAAUGCUGGUGGACUUGGGACCAUUUCAUGGCCAGCAAAGGCUCAAGAUGUCAUCUGCGUUCAUGCUCUUGAUGGAUAUGGAAAUGGUACUAAUUUCACCCCGAGUCCCAGGCCACACAACCAUAACUUUGCUGCACCGGGCGUGUCCAUAGAAGGAUACUGGCCAACGCAUCUAAGUCCCAGCAGAAAGCCCUUUCAAUACAUGAGUGGCACAUCUUGCGCCACGCCAAUUGUGGCAGGUAUCUUGGCAGUACUACUGGAGUAUGUUCGCAAACAUGAAACCAAGUAUGGCUAUUAUGCAGAUCUUUUCAAAAGACUAAGGGAGAAAGAAGGCGUCGUUACGAUAUUAGGAAAGAUGACGUCCACAGAGAAAAGGAACAAGUACCAGUUCUUAGAGCCUUGGAAGCUUUUGGAUGCGCAAGAUGAGUUCCAGAAUGAUGAUAUUCGCAUGAAGGAAAUAAUCAGACUGCUAAAGAGUGUUGGAUAA
Molecule: messenger RNA, 3570 nt
Organism: Metarhizium acridum CQMa 102
Lineage: Eukaryota; Fungi; Ascomycota; Sordariomycetes; Hypocreales; Clavicipitaceae
Biological process (GO): proteolysis
Molecular function (GO): serine-type endopeptidase activity
Source: RefSeq, a predicted model, not a curated record